This is a messenger RNA of Sarcophilus harrisii (Tasmanian devil), 1356 nucleotides long. RefSeq names its product olfactory receptor 49-like. Lineage: Eukaryota; Metazoa; Chordata; Mammalia; Dasyuromorphia; Dasyuridae. The record is from RefSeq and is a predicted model, not a curated record. Gene Ontology annotation, cellular component: membrane. The transcript has a single exon. Gene Ontology annotation, molecular function: G protein-coupled receptor activity; olfactory receptor activity. The coding region runs from base 120 to 1061 and encodes 313 amino acids. Gene Ontology annotation, biological process: G protein-coupled receptor signaling pathway.
CUGAUUUGUAAUAAGCCUGUGUAUGCCUGUACCUAGCUUAAUACAAUGCACAUAAUUAGAAGAAAUUAAAUAUAUACUGAACCAUAAGAUCCUUUUUGUUUUAUAGGUUCCAUAAUAAGAUGAUGAAAAUGGGAAAUGAGACAAAUAUUAAAGAAUUCAUCUUAGAGGGAUUUCCUGCUGUCCAGCACCUAGGAAAACUCUUUUUUGUGGUAUUUCUACUAUUAUAUCUUGUGUCUAUCAUAGGAAAUACAAUCAUUGUCAUGAUCAUGUGGUUGGACCAUCGCCUCCAAAUACCAAUGUACCUUUUCCUGAGUGGAUUCUCUUUUCUAGAAUGCUGUUUUACAACAAGUGUUAUUCCCAAAUUGUUGACAAUCUUUCUCUCGGGUAUGCAAACUAUUUCUUUUGCUGCCUGCCUCACUCAAAUCUUUGUCUUUAUUUCUCUUGGGGUAACGGGAUUCUUUCUCAUAGCUGUGAUGUCGAUGGAUCGAUACUUAGCAAUUUGCAAUCCUCUGCAUUACCCCAGUAUCAUGACAAUGAAGGUCUGUUUCCUUUUGAUAUUAUUCUGUUGCAGUAUGGGUAUCCUCAUAACAACUAGUGUAGUUGUAAAGGUGUCUCAGCUAUCCUUCUGUGGCUCAAAUAUCAUCAAACAUUUCUUAUGUGAUCUUGGUCCUCUGACACAACUCUCAUGCUCUGACACAAGUUUUAUUGAAUCAUUGGCUUUUUUCCUUGCUCUGUUUAUCAUUCUUUCCUCCCUUACUGUUACAAUGAUAUGCUAUAUCAACAUUACAAUCACGAUACUGCGUCUCCCUUCAGCCAAGGAACGCCAGAAAGCUUUUUCCACUUGUUCCUCUCACCUUAUUGUCCUCUCUCUAAUAUAUGGCAGCUGCAUUUUUAUAUAUAUAAAACCCAAUCAAGCCAAUAAAUUAGACACCAAUCGAGAGGCAGCUCUCAUGAACACUGUAGUUACCCCUGUGCUAAACCCUUUCAUUUAUACUUUACGAAAUAAGCAAUUCAAACUGGCUCUAAGGGAUGUUAUUUACAAAGUGAAAUUGUUUAGAUAGUCAACAUGUUAAAGUUGAAAGACAAAUUAAUUCAAUUCUCCAUACACUCUUAAAAUUUCUAAUGAUAAGAAAACCAUUUUCUCAUCAGAUAGCCCACUGUUGGUCAGUUAUAACAUGAUACAAACACUUUAAUUUUUACAAUAAAUGUCUCUGAUAAAUAUCUCAUUUCUCAAGUCAAAUUGAUAAUACAAGCCAUCCUUCAAUUGAUAAAUGCUCAAAGGAUAUAGUUUUUGAGACAAAGAAGUGAAAGAUAUUUAUAGCCACAUGAAGAAAUGCUCUAAAUCACUUUUCCUUA